AAGAACACAAAAAAAAAGUUACUGCUCACUUGACAUGUCAAAGCUGUGAAGAACCAAACCCUACUCUAACCCCCUCCUUCACCGUUCUUCUGGCGAACAAUGACGACACGUAUAGCGCCGGGCGUCGGUGCAAAUCUACUCGGCCAACACUCCGCCGAGAGAAACCAAGACGCCACUGCUUACGUCGGCAACCUCGACCCUCAGAUAUCAGAGGAAUUGCUGUGGGAGCUUUUUGUUCAAGCUGGUCCCGUAGUUAAUGUGUAUGUUCCAAAGGAUAGAGUGACUAACCAGCAUCAAGGUUAUGGAUUUGUUGAAUUCCGAAGUGAAGAAGAUGCUGAUUAUGCUAUCAAGGUACUUAACAUGAUUAAACUUUAUGGAAAACCAAUUCGUGUAAAUAAGGCAUCCCAAGAUAAAAAAAGUUUGGAUGUCGGGGCAAACCUUUUCAUUGGCAAUCUGGAUCCUGAUGUGGAUGAGAAGCUCUUGUAUGAUACUUUCAGUGCAUUUGGAGUUAUUGUUACUAAUCCAAAGAUCAUGAGAGAUCCCGACACAGGAAAUUCCCGAGGCUUUGGCUUCAUAAGCUAUGAUUCAUUUGAGGCAUCUGAUUCAGCUAUUGAGGCAAUGAAUGGACAGUAUCUUUGCAAUCGACAAAUUACAGUGUCAUACGCUUAUAAGAAAGACACUAAAGGUGAAAGGCACGGUACUCCCGCAGAAAGAGUUUUGGCUGCAAGUAAUCCAACUGCACAAAAGAGCAGGCCUCAUACUUUAUUUGCUAGUGGGCCACCAACACUUCCCAAUGCUCCUCAAGCUAACGGUACCAUUCCUGCUCCAAUGCCACCCCGCCCCUUCGCUAAUGGCGUUGCCCCACCUCCUAUUCCUGUCAUCCACCCACCACCUCCUCAAGCCGCAGCCUUUCAGCCUAUGCAGAUGCCACCACCUGGACAACAAGUAUGGCAUCAACAGCAGCAAGGCCAACCAAUGAUGCAACAUGGAAUGCCUCCUCCAAUGCAGCAUUUCAGACCACCUCAUGCAAUGCAGAUGCCACCGCCACCACCUCAGCAAGGUAUUCAGGGACCUCCAAGGCCUCUUCCACCACCGUCAGUAAUGGCAGGCCAGCAACAGUCUGUUUGGAGACCACCACCACCACCUCAGCAACAGGGUGGACAUCCUAUGGGAUAUCCUCAGUCCUCAAUGCCGCCACCACCACCUCCCAAUCAUCAUGGAAUGCGACCACCUUCAGGUUAAAGAAAUGUAAUUCCUAUUAGAAUGUUCCUGACCACCAUCAUCUGGAAUUUUGCCUGUUGUUAGUUUUAGUGCGUUAUAUUUCUAACUACAGUGGUGCAAAUUGAUCGUAAUAUUAAAGUCCGUGAUAGUCAAAAUCAUUUCCAACAAAAAAGACAUUUUGAGUUA
Molecule: messenger RNA, 1407 nt
Organism: Vicia villosa (hairy vetch)
Lineage: Eukaryota; Viridiplantae; Streptophyta; Magnoliopsida; Fabales; Fabaceae
Exons: 9
Coding region: 100-1242 (380 amino acids)
Biological process (GO): positive regulation of mRNA splicing, via spliceosome
Cellular component (GO): U12-type spliceosomal complex; nucleolus
Molecular function (GO): RNA binding
Source: RefSeq, a predicted model, not a curated record